This is a messenger RNA of Eufriesea mexicana, 1044 nucleotides long. It is a transcript of the gene Swip-1, whose product is annotated as EF-hand domain-containing protein D2 homolog Swip-1. The transcript is spliced from 5 exons. Gene Ontology annotation, molecular function: calcium ion binding. NCBI's taxonomy places the organism in Eukaryota, Metazoa, Arthropoda, Insecta, Hymenoptera, Apidae. The coding region runs from base 243 to 830 and encodes 195 amino acids. The record is from RefSeq and is a predicted model, not a curated record.
CGGUCGGAGUGUUCUCGUUUUUGUAUUGACUUGAAAUUUGACAGCUAACAUUGCAAUUUUCAAACCAUGUCUCUACUUUUUUCUGUCGUAUCGUGUAUUCUGUGAAACAUUUCCUUAUCAACUCGUUCAUAUAAUUAUUCCAAUCGAGAAUCAUACAGAUCGACGGUCGCGUGUCGCGAAAUUGAAAUCGUAGAGGUUAACAAUAAGAAAUCGAAGGGUGAAGGCGGUUGAAAACGAUCACGAUGCCGGCAGACGCGGAGCUCAGUAAUCUGCUUAGCAGGAGGCAGAGGAUCAACGACGAGCUCGAGGAAGGGAAAGAGGUGAAAAAGCAGUACAAAUUCGUGAACGUUUACACCGAGUUCCACGAAUUGUCCCGUCGCGAGAUCAAGCAGUACGAGCAGACCUUCAACAGGUUCGAUGCCGGUCACGAUGGAUUCCUCGAUUUGUCGGAGCUAAAACGCAUGAUGGAAGUGUUAGGAGCGCCACAGACGCACCUCGGUUUGAAGGCAAUGAUACAGGAAGUGGACGAGGAUGGCGAUGGACGGAUUUCCUUCCGCGAGUUCCUACUGAUCUAUCGCAAAGCACACGCCGGUGAAUUAGAACAAGAUUCAGGGUUGGGCCAACUUGCCCGUCUUACAGAAGUCGAUGUCGAUGAAGUAGGAGUAACAGGAGCUAAACACUUCUUCGAGGCUAAGAUCGAGCAGCUACGGAAGGCAAGCAAAUUUGAAGACGAAAUUCGUAUGGAGCAGGAGGAACGAAAGCGAGAAGAGGAAGAAAAGGCAGCGAGGCGAGCGCAAUUCAGGCAGAAAGCAGCUCUGUUUGGCAAUUGAAAGGGAAAUUCAUCGAUCGAAAGUGCCGAGCUCCUACUAUACUUUAGCGGAAUUAUAAAUGAUCCACUUAAAUCGAUUCGUUAGUUUCGUACAGAAAUUCAGUGACCAAAAGUAUUGCGUAGAUCAACUAUAGUUUCGUAAUCGUGUAACGAAAAGAAAAUUUUUUUAUCCUCGUUUAUCUUAAGUUUGCCGAAUAUAUUUUUAAAAAGCCGAU